CUUAAUGCACGGAUUUAUUGGAGAGAAUGGAUAGUGAAAGAAGAAUUUAAAUAUGAAAGAUUAAGUGAAUGUUUUGAUAACAUCCCUUACUCGUCUGAUUUGCCAUCAACAAUUACUUAUAACGAAAUUCUUCCUGCAAUACCUAUAAAUUAUGGUUGGGAUUGUUACGAUUUCGCAAAUAGUAUAAGGUUAUUACCUGGUCAACCACAAGAAAAGAUAAUAUAUCAUACAUAUUGGCGUACUGAUUUGAGACCUCUUGGUGAUAAGCAACUUGCAACUCUAAAAUCAUUCUUUGCGACACAAUCUUCUAAUUUUUCAUCUAUGAUUCUUUGGUCUAAUGGAGAUCUAUCAAAUAGUACUGUACUUAAACCUUUCUUUGAUCGAUACUCUGACCGAUUUGUCACAAAACUUUAUGAUGUUGAAGAAGAAAGCAAAGGAACACCAAUGGAAAAUUCAAAAAAUCUUCAGAUAGAAGACAGGCAUGCUUAUCUUGAUGGUGAUUUAAUACGACUUCUUGUAUUAUACAAGUAUGGUGGUGUUUGGUUUGAUAUGGAUUCCCUCUUUAUCCGCGAUUUUUCACCACUUAUGGAACACGAAUGGGUUGGCCAAUGGGAUUGUUUUUUGCCGGAAUCUUUUCCGUUCAAUGGUGCUUUCAUGAGAUUUAGAAAGAAUUCUCCUUAUGUUUGUGAGUUUUUAUCAGAGAUGGCUAAUGGCCCUGCACCAAGAAAAGAUUCAACAGAUUGGGGAUCAACUUUAUAUUAUAAAAUAUUUAGAAGAUUAGUACAAAAUGAGAAAAAACCAUUUAAGGCGGUUCCUUGGUGUUUUACCGAUCCUUCUGUAUGUCGUCCUAGUAAUUCAAUGCCCAGUGCAUUUGAUGAGGUAGAAUUUAAUCAAGAGAAACUAUUACAGGUAUUUGCUUAUCAUUGGCAUAAUCAAUGGGAUAAACCAAAAGGUAGUCUUUUUAGAUUCUUGGAACAAAGGCAUGAGGAUAUUUUGGGAUUUUAG
Molecule: messenger RNA, 1005 nt
Organism: Racocetra fulgida
Lineage: Eukaryota; Fungi; Glomeromycota; Glomeromycetes; Diversisporales; Gigasporaceae
Source: the annotation of a GenBank genome assembly